Messenger RNA from Dicrocoelium dendriticum, 863 nucleotides. The record is from the annotation of a GenBank genome assembly. Lineage: Eukaryota; Metazoa; Platyhelminthes; Trematoda; Plagiorchiida; Dicrocoeliidae.
CUUGUCUGCGCUUACGUACCUCCAGGUAGUAUAUGCGUGAUGUCCAGUUUCAACUACGACUCUGCCUUUUCCCCAUCGCCGCCAAACACUGGUACCGAAUCGGUGGAUACGGAAUUACAAAAUUUCGUACAACUAAUGCAGCAUCGUGCGGGCUUCCAAACAAAAGUUAAUCAACUAACUUCUUUGUGUUGGGAUAGAUGUUUCUCCGGAUACAAUCCAAAUAAGAUUGACCUGGUCAAGUCAAAUUGCAUGGAGAACUGCACUGAGCGAUAUAUGGAUGUUUCGCUGCUCAUUCGUAAUCGUUUCCAAGCCAUGUUAGGCAAGCUGCAGCAACAGCAGUGAAUAGACGUUCAAUCCCCGCACUUCUGAAAUAUUCGAUUACAAUUCCUAGAGCUUCUCAUCGGAAAUCUUUUCAGCAAGCCUUCCCGUGUCAAUCACUGUAAACAGAAAACUUCGAUUUCUUACCUUUUUUACCAAAAAAUACACUUUUACACUUUUGAAGUCCACAUAUACUCACUUUUGUGAAUCCCAAAGAGGAAAAUGAGCGGAAAACUUUCCACAAACAAUUGCUUUCGAUUAGUUCAUCAUCAUCACCUUUUCCAACUUAGCGUCUAUUAUUGUAACGACCUGAUGAUGAACUAAUCGAAAACAAUUGUUUGUCGAAAGUUUUCCGCUCAUUUUCCUCUUUGGGUCCACAUGCAUUCUAGCGCUUCUGUUUUCAACAGCUUAACACCGCAUAAAUCGCUAUACGCCUUAUAUGUUAUGCAAUUCAGCGGAUUCGUUUUCAGGAACACAUCUUGUAACCAAAUUCAGGAACAAAUCGAACAGUGGGAAACGAUACUAUUUACAAAGCGAUAUAAAAU